This is a messenger RNA of Linepithema humile (Argentine ant), 2510 nucleotides long. RefSeq names its product nose resistant to fluoxetine protein 6-like. NCBI's taxonomy places the organism in Eukaryota, Metazoa, Arthropoda, Insecta, Hymenoptera, Formicidae. Gene Ontology annotation, molecular function: acyltransferase activity, transferring groups other than amino-acyl groups. The record is from RefSeq and is a predicted model, not a curated record.
GAGCGCUUGGUGUGCAAAUCAAAUCCCGCGUAUUCACAAAUAAACCUACGAAUGUUACGCGAACGUUUGCGCCGGUAGAGAUCAGCGACAGAAAGAAUAACGGAUCUCGAAAAGCGUUUUUCUAGCUUUAUCGCAUCUUUUUGCCAACAGUGUUUUUCGUUAUUUGGUUUAUCGAACAAAAAGUGUCUUAUUUAUUUUGGUUUUACUCUUCUUGACUUUAUGAUUGCUAUCGGUGUUAAGUUUGUAGCGACAAGGAAAUAAAAGUGUCUGCUGGAUGCUACAGCCGAAAUAUGUCGCAUCGGCAAAUUGUAUUGAUUUUGUAUAUCUGCGUAAAUUUUAUCGCAUUAAUUUGUGCCUCUGCACAAAAUCACGGAUCCAACGAGAAUAAUGACAGUAAUUAUACGCUACCUGCUUAUGCCAUUGCCACAAGAGCCGGUCUUCUCAACUCAACAUGCGGAAAAGAAUUACACGACUUUCGAGAUGCCAUUGAUCAACGGAUAUUAUGGAGCUUGAGAAUGCUGGAUUCUAGCGGCGAACCUAAACCAGGCUUUUUUUAUGGAAAUAAUUACUGGUUAGGCAGUCGCACUCAGUGUUACGAUACAAUGAAUAAAUAUCCCAUGGAGAUUUCAAGACGAGAUUUAUUAAAUAAUUCGUUGUAUCGUGAUCCACAAAAGGAGUUUACGCCUUUUGAAGUGCAUUACUUUGUUGCUCAUUUCAAACACAAUAGUACUCUUCAAUACCACAUUGAUUUGCCAAAUGAUGAUUUAAUUACACUUGGACUCUGUUUACCAGCAUCGUGCUCUGCAAAUGAACUCAGUUUUAUUUUGGAAAGGAUAUUUCAAGAUAGACUUCUCCUGAUCGGUAAUCUCUAUUCCAUGGAUUUCAGAUUGAUUGAAGUUAAAGAUUUAAAAGACGAUCAUGAAUGGUUAUUCAGGGGUGCGAUACCUCUUAUCAGCGUUGUUUUAAUGCUUACUAUUUCCGUGAUGAUAAUCGGAACUAUAUAUGAUGUAUUUGUGUAUCAAAAAUAUUUAAUAAAUGCCAAAAGUGAAACUCAUGUGAAAAACAUACCCGAACAGAUGGAAAUAACAGUUUCGUCAUUACAUCAGGAAAAUAAACUUGGAAAAAUACUGGUGUGUUUUUCCAUUUAUACAAACACGAAAAUAAUAUUGAGCGCAAAACUAGGAGGUGAUUCAAUACCUAUCAUUCACGGAUUAAGAUUUAUGACCAUGGUGUGGAUAGUAAUAAGUCACUCUGUAUUUUACUCGUCAGACUAUUUCGAUAAUAGAACAUGGGCUUUAAGAUUCGGCACCGGUUUUCCCAUUCAAGUAUUGACCAAUGCGAUAAUAUCAGUCGACACCUAUCUUUUUCAAAGCGGAUUUUUAUUAGCUUAUUUAUAUCUGAAAAAUACACCAGAUAAAGACAACUCUAAGCCAAUUAAUUACAGAGCGAAACUAAAUGAGUUCUUUGUCUGCAUAAUAAGAAGAUUUAUCCGGCUAACGCCGGCUUAUAUGAUGAUGAUAGGAAUAUUGCAAUUAAACUCAUCUUGGUACAAUAAGACUUCACAAUUUUACAUGAACGAGAGACCGCAUGAACUUUGCGCUAAAUAUUGGUGGAGAAAUCUUUUGUACAUAAAUAAUCUGUUCGAUCAUAGAACAAUGUGCAUGUCUUGGAGCUGGUAUCUAGCCAUUGAUAUGCAAUUUUAUAUAAUCGGUACCGCUUUAUUGAUUUUGUCCACUAUAUAUUUUUAUGCAGCUGUCGCCAUUUUGAUUACACUUUUAAUAGGUUCAAUUGUGUUUUCUGGUUAUAUUUCAUAUGUCCACGAAUAUGUUCCAACAUUGGAUGAACAAUAUAGACUUUUAAAUGUUUUGUAUUACCCGUCAUGGCUUAGAAUAGGUCCGUAUAUUAUUGGAAUAAUUACGGGUUAUAUUCUAGUAAGACUAAACAAUAAGCUACCCUUAAAAAAGCAAAUGGUAAUUUUAUAUUGGUGCCUUGGAAGUGCUUGCAACAUUUUUGCAUUAUUCAGCCUUUAUACACGAGAUAUAUCCGUUCUGUUUACUGCUGUCUAUGUUGCAUUAAGCAAAACUGUUUGGGCCAUAGGUAUUGCAUGGAUUAUAAUAGCAUGUUUCACCAAGCACGGAGGCAUUGUUGAGAAAAUAUUAUCAUUCAAAGGCUGGAUCCCUUUUAGCAGACUUACAUAUUGCGCUUAUCUUUUAAAUCCUUUUAUCAUACACUCGGUUAAUUUAUAUGGUGAAACAACCAUUCAUUUAGAAUUUUUAACCUUGGCUAACAUGUGUCUGGGAUAUGUCAUGAUUACUUUCUGCUGUGCUUAUGUAUUAUCCUUAAUGGCAGAAACACCAUAUGUCUUACUAAUGCGUGAAUUUAUCCAAUCUCGCGGUAGAAGAAAAUAUAGAGAGCGUAAAAUUGUAAUUUCACAUACAAAAUUGUGACAAAAAUACUAUAAUGUUGCAAUAUAUAGGCAUACAUUAUUGAAUUACUAUCAUAUUUAAUUA